AUGGAGGAGCUGGCCGAGCAUGGUACUUUCUUGCCUUAUAAUAUGCAAGGACUGACAGAUGAGCAAAUCGAAGAACUGAAGUUGAAGGAUGAGUGGGCAGAAAAGUGUGUACCAAGUGGUGGAAGUGUCUUCAAGAAGGAUGAAAUUGGGCGAAGAAAUGGGCACGCUCCAAAUGAAAAAAUGCAGCAAGUUAUAAAGAAGACAAUAGAGGAAGCCAAGGCAUUAAUCUCUAGGAAACAAGUUCAGGCCAACGUGUGCGUCACUAUGGAGAUGGUGAAAGAUGCACUGGACCAGCUCCGGGGGGCUGUGAUGAUUGUGUAUCCAAUGGGAUUGCCUCCGCAUGACCCAAUCACAAUGGAGUUUGAAGAUAAAGAAGAAUUGUCAGGGACCCAUGCUGGACUUGAAGUUAUAGCGGAAUCAGAAGCACAAUUAUGGUGGGCAGGAAAGGAGUUGAAUAAAACAAAGUUGCUCUCUGACUAUGUAGGCAAAAAUGAGAAAACGACCAUCAUUGUCAAGAUACAGAAAAAAGGACAAGGAGCUCCAGGGCGUGAACCUCUGAUUAGUCACGAAGAGCAAAAACAGAUGAUGCUGUAUUACUACAAAAGGCAGGAGGAACUUAAGAAACUGGAAGAGGAUGACGACGACUCAUUCCUGAACGCUGAGUGGGCAGACAACCAUGCCUUGAAAAGGCAAUUUCAUGGUGUGAAGGACAUCAGAUGGGGGCCAAGAUGA
Molecule: messenger RNA, 732 nt
Organism: Merops nubicus (carmine bee-eater)
Lineage: Eukaryota; Metazoa; Chordata; Aves; Coraciiformes; Meropidae
Gene: CFAP298
Product: chromosome unknown open reading frame, human C21orf59
Exons: 6
Coding region: 1-732 (243 amino acids)
Biological process (GO): regulation of cilium movement
Source: RefSeq, a predicted model, not a curated record